UUCGAUUUUCCGGAUUGUUAAAAAAAUAUCUCAAACAAAGCAUUGCAUUUCCUGCAUAUUUUCAUGAUUGCAUCAACUCAUAAACCUUGAAACUUAACAAAGUGUGAGUUCAAUCGACUUUUUUGGAAGUCACUUCAAAGUUUUCGUGCCACAAACGACAAAGUCGGUCGAGCUGUACUGUCCGAAAUUAGAUUCGAAAUCAAACAACUAGGCCCUAUUCAACUAGGUAACCGGAAAAACGCCGACCGACCGACCGACCGACUGACCUGCCAACCUACCGUCAUAUGCAGUAUCCCUUUCGCUUCUCUAUAGCACAUGUGUCUGUGUAGUGCCCAGCGCAAUGGACGUGAUGGAGUCCGACGUGUCUGACAGCAGCAUCUCCAGUCAAUUGACAAUUAUACUGGGAAAACGAGCCCACGCGAAUACAAUGUCAAUGUCACUUAUAAAUGAUGAAGGAUUAUAGCACCAUGUCCUUGGCAGAAACUCAAGAAGAAAAGGGCCAACCUCUCCACGAUAUGAAGAUGGAACUGCAUAGCAAAGGGGCUGUGCUUACAAAUGCCUGGUCGGACUUGUCCUCUUUUCUGACAAAGUAUCAGGCAGAGCUGACAAGGAAGGAGUUCGCUGUAGAAAUUGCGGGAAAGGAAGUGGAUAUCCGUAAAAAGCAGCUGGAAGAAAUGAAACUUGUGCUUGAAUUUGGCAACGACGAAGUGUCAAAUUUACAAAAUGAGGUACAAACAAAGGAAUCACAGAUAAAUCAUUUGCAGUCUGAACUUUUGAUUAAAGAACAGCUGGUACAAAAGAUGCAAUUAGAUCUCGACUGUAACCAGGACCUCGUCGCUCAAUCCAGGAAUGAUUUUCAUGCAGAGUAUUCUGAACUUGUGCAGUGUCGGGGCAAUUUAGAGAAAUUACAAUCUGAACUGUCUGUAAAACAGGAACAAAUAGAAAUCAAGGACAUUUUGUUGAAGAAGAUGCAAGGUCAGUUAAUGAGUGAGAAUGCUGACCUGAAAGAACAAUUGGAGAAGGAACGCAGUGCACAUGAACUGACUAAGAAAAGACUGGAAGAGAAAUCAAAAUCCACUGCACCGUUGUUAAAACAGUUCGACUUAAGCAUCUCAAAUAUCAGAACUGAGCCACAGCAAAGGGACCAUGAAAAUAAUUCUAGUGCAAAAUCGUGCAAAUUAAAGUCCUUGUUGACUGGAAAAACAGCUUUCACUGUGACCGCUUUAGGAACUGCCCCUGGUACCUCUGUUAUCUGUACAACUGAUGUGCCUCAAAAGAAGACAAGAUAUUCAACGCGAUCAACUUCCUCAGGAUUAAAUCAAGAAAGUGAUAGCGUCAACAUUCCCACUCAGGCUACCUCAGGUAGUGAAGUUUAUUUUCCGUUAAGUGUUUCAGGGGAGGCGGGACAGGAGUCUGUGAUUGACACUGUCUCUGAAAUGUUUACAAACCACCGAGAUCUAAAAAAUGAGCAUUUUGAUAAGCAGCCUGGUAAAUCAAGUUCGGGAAGUGAUACUGACAUUAUGGAUGCACUAGAAUAUCCAGUCCCUGUAUCUGGUCCGAUUCCCCAUUACAUGGGAUAUGCUGCGAAUUCCGAAAAAGCUGGGGAAAAAGAGAAAACGAUUUUCCCGGGCAAUAGGAAAAAACUCUCAAAAUCUAAAAAUAAAGCGGAUAACGAUGUGAUGUGUGAUUUGUGUGGCAAGAUAGUGAGUAACCAUCGUUACUUGAUUGACCACAAAGCCCAAGUGCAUGGUAUUGGAAAAUGCCUGAUUUGUGAGGUGUGUGGAAAAUCACUCUGCAAACCAUCUCAAUACAGGGACCACGUCAACGCACACAAAGGGAUCAAGGAACACCAGUGCCCGGACUGCAAAAAGUCAUUCUGUUUCCAAACAAGUUUAAAUCGACACAUUCAGGACAAAAUCUGUAAAAGGCCUCUACGAAAUGGAAAAAAAUCAAAUGCCCCCAAGAUCUUUGCUUGUGAGCAGUGUCACCAGGCCUACUCUACCAAGACUAGUCUUUCACAGCACAUCAAUGGAAUGCACGGCAGGAGGAUGUAUCAUUGUCUUGUGUGUCGUAAAGAUUUCCGAUGGAGGUCAGGUUUUAACAAGCAUAAAAAGAAACACUUGACUUCAUCUACAUAGGAUAUCACCUUGGAUGGUGUAACUGCAGUUAGGUGAAGUAAUUAUGAGCCCAACCAGCUUGGCAAUAAUGAAGUUUACCUCAUCAAUUUAUAAAGGGUGGUUCUGGGAUAUACUAUUAUUAGAAAAGGAAGACAAAUGUUCUACUGUCUGUGCACACUUUCAGAUGCAUAUCUGCCUUACUACCUUCAUAGGAACUCAUCAUAAGUCCUGGCCCUUCAUUUUCUCGGACACUUCUCCUUAAACAUCCAAAUGUUUUUGUUUGCAAGUAUAAACUGUAAUGAUUUGGCAAGAAGAGUUUGUUUGUUUGCAUAUCAUCCCUUGAGUUACCAAUUCUAUGAGAGUUGUAGUACAAUGUACAACAAAUAUUAAUCAUUGGUAGAAGUAGGAAAUUCAUACAUUCAUUUCAUACAUAAAAUUAUAUUUGUGUUGUAUAUCAGGGGGCAACGUUGAUGCGUCUCCAUCCAAUGAGGAGCCGCAUCAAUGCUGACGUAAUUGAUCACGUAAUUGAUCACGCUGGGGAGAAUGGAGGAUUAAAAGUAGACCGUGGGAAUUUUCCACGAUUAUCCACAGGUAUCUUAUCUGAACCCAAUUCCAAUAAUCCCGCACACUUAAUUCCAAGAAUUACACAUUACAGUGCUACUCAUAAGAAAGGUUUUACAAUUACUAUACAACAUUUGCUACAGGUAGAAUUUCCUUUUCUGUUGUAAAUGUAAAUAGAUUAAUUACCGUCUUGUAAAACCAUCAUACAUGUACUACAUAGUUUAAAUCACUUUACAACAUGGGCUUGGAUAUCCCAUCUUAUUUACUUUGUAGAUGAAUAAAGGUUUAUUUUGACUA
Lineus longissimus is the source of this 2975-nucleotide messenger RNA. RefSeq names its product zinc finger protein 497-like. The coding region runs from base 447 to 2138 and encodes 563 amino acids. Gene Ontology annotation, molecular function: RNA polymerase II cis-regulatory region sequence-specific DNA binding; DNA-binding transcription factor activity, RNA polymerase II-specific. The transcript has 5 exons. The record is from RefSeq and is a predicted model, not a curated record. NCBI's taxonomy places the organism in Eukaryota, Metazoa, Nemertea, Pilidiophora, Heteronemertea, Lineidae. Gene Ontology annotation, biological process: regulation of transcription by RNA polymerase II. Gene Ontology annotation, cellular component: nucleus.